This is a messenger RNA of Pelodiscus sinensis (Chinese soft-shelled turtle), 1144 nucleotides long. RefSeq names its product ATP23 metallopeptidase and ATP synthase assembly factor homolog (gene ATP23). Gene Ontology annotation, molecular function: metalloendopeptidase activity. The record is from RefSeq and is a predicted model, not a curated record. NCBI's taxonomy places the organism in Eukaryota, Metazoa, Chordata, Testudines, Trionychidae. Gene Ontology annotation, biological process: mitochondrial protein processing; mitochondrial proton-transporting ATP synthase complex assembly.
GGCUUUGCGAUUGGCGGGGCGGGGCUGGGGGUAACCUUUGCCCGCGAACGGUCGUAGCCGGUCCGGGGCCGUGUCCCGGAGCCGCAGCCUGUGAGCGUCCGGGCCCAUGGAUCGCAGCGAGCCGCCGCCGGAGGUGGCUGAGGGGGAGGAUUUCGGCUACCGGCUCUUCCCGGAGCGGCACAGCGAGGCCAAGCUCAGCUUCCUGACCACCAGCCUCUUCACCUUCAACCACAAGUGCCAGGUGAUGCUGAGGAUCGCCCUGGACACAAAUCCAUACGCUCAGCUUCUUCUUGAUGCCAUGAAGCAGUCAGGCUGCACUGUUUAUAAAGAUCGGCACUUUGCAUGUGAAGACUGUGAUGGGUGUGUCAGUGGAGGCUUUGAUUCUGCAACAUCACAGAUUGUUCUGUGCCAGAACAAUAUUCACCAACAAUCCCAUAUGAACCGAGUGGUUACACAUGAACUGAUUCAUGCUUUUGAUCAUUGUCGUGCACAUGUUGACUGGUUCAAAAAUGUCAAACAUUUAGCCUGUUCAGAGAUUCGAGCUGCUAAUCUCAGUGGAGACUGCUCGCUUGUAAAUGAAAUUACCAGAUUUAAAUUCGGAUUAAAACAGCACCAUCAGACCUGUGUACGAGACAGAGCCAUUCGCUCCAUUUUGGCUGUUAGAAAAGUUAGCAAGGAAACAGCAGAAAAAGCUGUGGAUGAAGUUUUUGACUCCUGUUUCAACGAUCAUGAACCAUUUGGACGAGUUCCACAUAGUAAAUCAGAUGCAAAAUAUGCUUACAGAGACUUUCAGAAUCGGAAUCGAUAUUAUGCAAAUUUGUAAAGAAGAAUGUUACUCAUUUUUAGUGGUGCUGUUACAUUUUAAAUGAAGAAUAUAUACUUGGUACCAGUGCUCAGAGGAAAUUCUGGCAUGUAAACUACAGUUUUGUAUGGAAAGUUUUUACAAAAACCAAUUUCCACUGAUUAAAUUAGAAAUAAUCUGAAUGAAUGAACAAGAACUAUAAACCAUGUAUUCCCUUGCCUGUUUGUCAGUGUUUCUUUUGACUAUAACAUUUUUCAAAUCAUAUAUACAUCUAAGUCCAAGCAAGAACUAGUUUCCAAAAGGUUUCUUUUAUCUUUACCAAAUAAAAUAAUUUUAAGUGUU